CAACAUACGAUCUUUGGCGGUGACGUCGCAACAGGACGGGACGGGGCGGGCGGCGCGAACUGGCGCCGGGAGAUUCGAUCCCUGACUCCGGUCCUGACUCCUGGACCCAGCCCGUAAACAUCACCUCAACCAGACCUGUUUGAUUCGUGUAUUUGCCGUGGAGUCAUGUUGUUCCUUUGUGUAGUUCCGCGGAGCGGGACGGGCAGCUGUUGAACCUUCACCUCCAUACAGAUGGAGGCCAUGGAGGUAGACUCCCCUGGGCAGCUGCAGGGGGGUGGGGACAGACAGCCAGAGGUUGCAGCUGCAGCGGCGGACGCCAACGCGCCGCACGUCAUCUCGGACUCCGGCAGCAGCACCGAGGUGGACGAGGACGAGGAUGACGACAACGAAAGAGGGCAGACGACGACCCGCGUGCCCCCCAGGCUUCCUGCCACCUGGGCAUUCAGUCAGAGAGCGGUGAGCCGCCCUGCAGCUACGCCGUCUGCCGCUCAUGGCGCACCAAUCCGGAGGAGACUCAGGCAGGGUCUCCGGGUGCACUACCCCAGCCAGACCGCGGCGCCCUCCAGAGGCUUUCCCGACUUCCUGCUCCGAGCGCCGGCUGCCAGCGUGACUCAGCCAGAGUCCGGCAGCACCACCGAGGUCAGCGAGUCUGAAGAGGAGGAGGAGGGUGAGGAGGAGGUCAACAGAGAAGCCUUGGCUGCUACGGAGCCCGUCGUCCCGGUGCCGCCUGCGAGUCCUCGUCUCCAAGCGUCCGUCCAACACGCACAACCACAGGAAGCUGGUCCAAAUAACUCCAGUUCAGUUGCAGAUGGUGAGAGGGCAGAAAUGUCCAAUCAGAACGUCCAGCCGGCCACCGUGGCCUCGGCUUCUGCCAAGCCGUCGCAGGCCGAAGAGGGCGAAGGCGACAUCUGCUCCAUCUGCUUCGAGGCGUGGACGACAGCGGGCGAGCACCGACUGUCGGCUCUGCGCUGCGGACACCUCUUCGGCUUCACCUGCAUCCAGCGCUGGCUGAAGGCUCAGGGCCCGGCCGCUAAGUGUCCACAGUGCAACAAGAAAGCGAAGCGUUCAGACAUCGUUCUGCUGUACGCUCCGAAGCUGAGAGCGCUCGACAACUCCGAGCAGGAGAGCUUAAAGAAGUCUCUGGAGCAGGAACAGUCUCUGAGGAGGAAGGCUGAACUGGAAUCAGCUCAGUACAAACUGAAGCUGCAGGUUGUCACCAACAAAUACGGACAAGCACAACAAGAGCUGCAGGAGCUGAGGGCUCUGAUGGCUCAGGCCGGCAGAAGCUCAGGGCCGUCCUCAUCCUCGUCUACCUCGUCUGCGUCCACCUCGCUCCUCCACGGCCUGUGCCAGAGGGCGGACGGCUCCAGGACGGCCCAGUACAGUUUCUCCAAAGCGGUGCUGGUGUCCCAGGCUGGAAGCUGCAGGGUUUUAUCCUACUGCGAACCUCUGAGCUGCCUGCUGGCCUCGCAGCCGUCCCCGCACUCCACCCUGGUGCCCGGUGAGACUUAG
Etheostoma cragini (Arkansas darter) is the source of this 1512-nucleotide messenger RNA. RefSeq names its product E3 ubiquitin-protein ligase RFWD3-like. Gene Ontology annotation, biological process: protein ubiquitination; double-strand break repair via homologous recombination; interstrand cross-link repair. Gene Ontology annotation, molecular function: ubiquitin protein ligase activity. The coding region runs from base 232 to 1512 and encodes 426 amino acids. The transcript is spliced from 8 exons. NCBI's taxonomy places the organism in Eukaryota, Metazoa, Chordata, Actinopteri, Perciformes, Percidae. The record is from RefSeq and is a predicted model, not a curated record. Gene Ontology annotation, cellular component: site of double-strand break; nucleus.